This is a messenger RNA of Notolabrus celidotus (New Zealand spotty), 5622 nucleotides long. RefSeq lists its product as uncharacterized. The record is from RefSeq and is a predicted model, not a curated record. Lineage: Eukaryota; Metazoa; Chordata; Actinopteri; Labriformes; Labridae. The transcript has 5 exons. Gene Ontology annotation, biological process: negative regulation of DNA-templated transcription. Bases 366 to 2297 code for a protein of 643 amino acids.
ACCCAGGAGCCCCUUAAGGAGCCCCAGGGGCCCCUAGUCCGGCUCCCCACCCUGAAGACAAGCAGGAGCCUUAAAAUACACGAGAGGAGGCCUGCGAUGAUCCGCACUCAGCAGCACGGAGCAGCGGGCUCUCAGCGCCGCCGGACUGCGUGAUUAUUGCGGGAUUCUAUGAAAAGUUAACUUGGCUCCCGUGCGGGGCGCGUGGGGGACAUCGGAGAGCACGGGCUCGCCUGGCAGAUGCGUGUCUCGCGGAGCCGUGCGGUGUGAACAUGUUCCUGUGAGGGGGACAUGUCCCGCUCCAGCGCUGCGGUACCGUGAAGGAAGCAGGAACCGCAGCGGCCAUUACCGCAGCAGCAGGGCCCGUGAUGGAGGAGGGAGGACCGGGCGAGCCCAGGGAGCUCCUCCGGGGUGCGGAGCAGGCGGAGGUGCUCUCAUUAAUAAUAAGCGGGGAGGAGGAAGCGACGCGGGCGGACAGUGAAGACGGGGACGCUCUGGCUAACGGUCACGUGGAGGAGGAGCCCGCCAGGUCACCAGGAACCAGCUACUGGAGCAUCACAGAGGUUCAGGACCACCCGCUGCUCCUCUCCCCAGCUGCAGGUCCCACAGGACGUAAAGCUCCUGUUCAGAAGGCCUCACGUCCGGGCCUGAGCCGCAUCCCGGGCCGAGACCACCGCCGGUACUACCACGAGUACUGGAGGAGCGAGUACCUGAUGGACUUCGAUCCGCAGAGACACGGCAUGAUCUGCAUGGUGUGCGGCAGCUCGCUCGCCACACUGAAGCUGUCCACCAUCAAACGACACAUCAGACAGAAACAUCCAGACUCCCUGCUGUGGAGCGCCGCAGACAAGGAGGUGAUCCGCUCCGGCUGGGAGAGCCACCUCAGUCUGGGGGGAGGUCAAAGGUCUUACGGCUCUGCAGAGGGAGCCUCGGCUCAGGAGGAGGAGGAGCAGCUGGACUCUGAGCAACACGCUGCAGCAGAGCCUCCGUACCCAGUGACUCCCCAGGAGCAGCAACAACAGCCGCUCAGUCCGUCCCCCCGCUCCGAGGAGGGUGAAGCCCCCUUGCCCCAGGAGGAAGAGGAGGAUCAGGACCUCCCGGGGCCGUCGGCACAGACUCUGGAGCGCUACCUGAACGACUCACUGCACGCGUGGUUCAGGCAGGAGUUCCUAAUGGAGUACGAGGCGGAGGCAGGCCGGCUGCUCUGCAUGGUGUGUGGAGGAGAGCUACCCUCGCUCCACCUGGAACACAUCAAGAGUCAUGUGUUGGACACCCACCCCAACUCCCUGGUCUACAGCUCGGAGGAGAAGCACUGCAUCCUGCAGGCCUGGGCUCAGACUCACGAAGAGUCAGAAAUGUCAAUCAAAUCAGAGCCGGACACCAAAGACAGCGUGAGGGCGGAGCUCUUCUCUCAGGAGGUGAAGGCCAUGCAGCUCCACACUGACUCGUACCCAGAAGCGGAUGGCACUUUAACUCAGGACACAUGUCUCAUCGGAGAGGACGGGGGCGUCGGAGCUCCUCAGCAGGGACCCCCGCCUCCACGCCCGCCCAGGAAGAGGCGCCUGCGGGGGGGCGACCCCUGGCGGCUUCGCCUCGACUACCUGGUGGCAUACGGACCGGCGGGUCAGGGGACGUUCUGCAUGGUGUGUUCUCAGGUUCUCCACGAAACCAAGGUCAGCAGCUUCCGCCGCCACAUCCAGGAGAACCAUCCAGAAACCACGAGCCUGAGCCGGGAGGAGAGAGAGGCCAUGGCUGCUGCCUGGACCAAAGAUUACUCCGGAGAGGGGUCACACAUUCAGGACGAAAUCAACCUGGACGGGGCUGACGCUCUGAACACCUCCAGAGAGACAAACAAGGAUGCUUCACCCAACGUCAGGACGCCAAGUAAGAUGAUAAAGAAGGAGGAGGGCAGUGUGAGUGGAGGGCGGGGUCGAGCAAGGGACGUGAGCGCCGCUGCGGCCGCGUCCUCCCGUCAUGGUCAUUACCCCGGGAAGGACCAGCGCAGGAACUACCAGGUGCGCUGGAGGAUGGAGUACCUGAUGGACUACGACAGCCGCAGACACGGACUCAUCUGCAUGGUUUGUGGAGCCACGCUGGCCACGCUGAAGGUGAGCACCAUCAAGAGACACAUCCAGCAGGUGCACCCCCACUCCCUGGACUACAGUCCUGAGGAGAAGCAGCAAGCCCUGCUCAGCUACAACCAGACCGCCCUGCACUUCAUCCACCCGGAAGACCUGCUCCCCACCCAGGAGCACGCACACACCGAGCUGGGCCCCGCUCCACCACACUUUGGCAUGUAGAAAGGGCUUCAUUCUGUCGCUCCUCACACGCCCCCCCAUUCACAAACGCCCUCCCCCGACUUCAGUCUUACAGGGAAGUUCAAGUUUAUUUUGUCUAACAGGGUCUUUUCCUUCUUACACUCUCUCCUUAGUCCUUGUUUUAUCUGGUGUUACAGAUCUGCUCAGAGCUGGUACUAAAUGUUAGCAUGUUUCAAAACAGCCUCUCACUCUGAGAGGACUGCUCUGCCACUGAGGGAGGGUCACAAACCUAAACUGUAUCGGCCUGAAGAAUAAAAGUCCAGACACUUGCAGAUUAAGAUCCUACCUUUACAGAAUGAUCAGUUUCAUAAGAAGUGAGCCGAGGUACCUGCAGGAAUACAGGACUGUCGUUCAAAUGGAACCCAAUAAAGGGUUAAAACAAAUGACAGCGUUAGAGCCACAUUAGAGAAAACAUACUCAACUCAACUUUAUUUAUAUAGCACCUUACAUACAUAAAGAUUACAUACAAUAAAAUUAAUAAAAUAAGUAAUAGUGGAAAGAAAAUUUAAAAAUAAGGUAGUGUUAAGAAAAUCAGAUGAGUACAAUGAAUAAAUACAUAAUUAAAUAAGAUAAAUAUAUGUUAAAGCAAUGAUUCAAAUAAUAAUGAUUCAAAGAAUAAUAAUAAAAAUAACAAUAAUACCUAAGGUUUAGAGAAUACAUUAAAAGACUGAACACUAUUCAUUUGACACAGGAUUAAAAAACAACAUCAAACUGGUUAACAGAGUGGGUCUACCACUAGCAGUGCUAACACCAGCAGCAGGUUAGCGUCCUCAUGUCUGUGCUGGUUCCUCAUUGCUCUGGUGGAGUGGUUAUAUGUCAGUUUAAUCAGACACAGCCUACAUACAACUUUAUCUCCAUUUACUAGAUAAACAUACUGACAAACCACGCUGCACUACCAGAUGACAUCUGUCACCUGUGCUCCUUUACAUCCAGGUAGUAGAGCUUUAGGGCUUUAUAUCUGCAGACAUUAACUGGAGCUACAGCUAGCUGCAGCUGAGCCACAAAUGACCGACAUACCUGCAAGUUUCCUCAAAUAAUUCACCAAGUUGUCAACAUAUUUUAGAAACACUCAGAUGUUUUUCUCAUACUUUCUUUUCUGACCAGCCUGACGCUGAGUUUCUGUGUUAGCCAUCCUGUCGAGUGUCUGGACUUUUGUUCUUGAACCCCUCAGUGGCAGGCUCGUAGUUAUCGUUUGUGAUGUUUACCUGUUCCCUUCAGGUGAGGGGGGUGUCCGGGGCUCGAGUCUUACACUCUCAGGAAGUUCAGAAACAGAGUCUUCGUCGAGGUCGUGCUCAGUUAGCUUGAUGCUAACGUGACUGAAGACAAACAGCACUUUGUCCCCAAAAACUUUUCAACCCUGCGCUUGUCCGCGCGGCCGAAUGACACUGAUGUUAAAGCUGAAGACAAUGAAUGCAGCGUGCAGUUUUCACCACCCUCUGGUUUAUUUAAUGACACAUUUACAGGAGGAGGAGUCUUCCUCCAUGAUACUGAGAUAUGUUAUCUCUCCACCAGUCAGCUCACCGGCCUGCUUCUUCCUCACUACUCAUCCAAAACUGCACAAGAAAUGUAAAUAUAUGAAAAAAGUGAAUUAUUUUUCCUUUAUACGAGCACUUUUAUGCACCCUGGUUUCUACAAAACUUGUUUGUAAUUAAGUCCAGUUUUUCUACUUUAACUAAAAACAACAACGAUGUUUCUUCUUGUUGGACUUUGAACAUUUCGCUCCAGUUUUGGUACUGCUUCAUUUCCGUUUACUGUACAGAGUGUGCAACAAAAGAAGUUCACUUACAGAGACAUGAGAGAAAAUUCUGCCAUAAUGUGUUGCGUCUUCACCUGGACAAUGUAACUCAGGGAUUCUGUUUACAUCAACAACAUCAGUGAUCUGACACGUGACGUCUGAAAAUACACCUGUGAGCGUGAAAGGUAAGGAUUGGAUAUGACAGAGUGACGGGGCCGGAACAAAAAACUGAGGAUUAAAAUCAAACUGAAAAUUAAUUUAGAAUAGUUUUGGUUUGACGUUGUGUUAUAGGAACUAUUCAGUUUUUAUUUUGUAAUUUUGAGGGAAUUUUUUUUAUUUUAUUUGAACUUAUACUGCAAAAAAUAAGGAUGUGAAAAAAUGUCAACUUUAAAUAAUUUGACUGAGUUGUUAUGAACUGUGAAAGCGAGAGGAGAAUUCUUAAUUUAAAAAUAAUUAAUUUGUUGCAAAAAUUGUUGAUAGUUAGCAUUAUUUUUUUUUUGUUGGAUAAAAAGCACUUAGGAGAGAUACUUUUUAUUAUUCUGAAUAUAAAUGUUAAAAUUAAAAAAAGUUUAAUUUUGAGAAAAUUUAAAUCUAAUUAUAAAUAUUAAAUCCAAUUGAAAAUUGCAAAAUUGUAAAAAUGCAAAAAAUAAAUACCACAAUAUUAAUUAGAAAGAAAAGUAGCAAUAUUAGCUAAUUAGUUAUAAUUUUGAGGAUUUUUUAAAAUUAUUAUAUUUUGUUUGAAAAAACAGGUUUAUUUAGGAAAAUGUUUCCUAGAACAAUUGUUUAGUUAAAAAAUAAUUAAAAAUCAUGUUUGACUUGGGAAAUAAGCAUUUUGGGAAAAAAUUCAGAAAGCAGUUGCAAAGAAAGAUUUAAUAUUUUGAGAAAGUAAUAUUUUUUGAGUGUAAAUUAGUUUAUUUGGAUGAAAAGUGUUUUGAUGAUGAUUAGAUGAAAUGUAGAAAUAAUCAUUGUGAAUAGUAAAGUGUUUUGUAUUUAAAGAAAAAUGUGUUGAAGUGACCGAGUCUUUGAAUUUUGAAAGUUAAAAUUAUUUAUUUAAGUUUAUUUUAGGGAUUUGAGUUUUUGUUAGGCCCCCAAAAAAUCAAAGAAAACAUUUUGAGAAUAAGUUCAGUCAGGAAAAUUAAAAGUUGCACUUCUUUCAGUUUAUCCUUUCAGAUUUUUGUUCCAGUUUCCUGUGACUCUGUCGUUAACCAUUAAAUCUUUGAUCUUAAAUGACGUUAAAGGAGAAACAUAAAUCCCUGACACUCUGAUAUUAAAAUAAAAUCCAGAUUCACUCUGUCUCUGCUGGAGAGACCUGACAGCACUUAAUUAUUUAAAUGAAGUUAGUCAAACGAAUGAGAUGAACUUUUACUCUGAGUGUGUGUGUAAGCGAACGUGUGUGAGUGAGCAUGUGUGUGUGUGUGUGUGUGUGUGUGUGUGUGUGCGUACUGUAUAUGUUCUUAAAGAGGUUUUGUGUUUUUUCUUCACUCUCACCUUUCCUCACCUGUACAUCUGAACAUGUGAGACGUGUUUUUUCUCCUCAAUGAUCUUUGAAUAAAAAUACUCCACUCACCGUGA